Messenger RNA from Tremella mesenterica DSM 1558, 1059 nucleotides. RefSeq lists its product as uncharacterized. Gene Ontology annotation, biological process: steroid biosynthetic process. The record is from RefSeq and is a predicted model, not a curated record. Gene Ontology annotation, molecular function: 3-beta-hydroxy-Delta5-steroid dehydrogenase (NAD+) activity. The transcript has 9 exons. The coding region runs from base 1 to 1059 and encodes 352 amino acids. NCBI's taxonomy places the organism in Eukaryota, Fungi, Basidiomycota, Tremellomycetes, Tremellales, Tremellaceae.
AUGCCUACCGUGCUUAUCACAGGAGUUACAGGUUUCCUCGCAGCACAUACCGCCGUUCGUUUCCUCGAAGGAGGAUGGAAUGUCCGCGGUACUCUAAGAUCCAAAUCGAAGAUACAGGCUCUGAAUGAAAUGCCAGAAUUUAGGCCGUAUAUCGAGAAGGGAAUGCUUGAGUUUUACAUUACCGGUCCUUUGGAGAGCGGUGACUAUUCGGAAGCCAUCAAAGGUGUUGACGCUGUCGCGCACGUAGCCAGUCCGGUCGAGUUUGAAGGUUCAGACUUUCGAAAAGAUUACAUGAUACCAGCUGUUAAUGGAACGAAAGGUGUUUUAGAGGCUGCAGCGGAAGAGAACAGUGUAAAAGCUGUCGUGAUGACAAGUACAUAUGGUGCUGUAGGAGAUCACAGAAAACAUCCGACUGCUCAGGCGGGUAAAUUGGUCAAUGAAGAAAAUUGGAAUCCAUGUACCAUUGAAGAAUUGGAGAAGAUGAGUUCUGAGAAUUCCGAAGGAAAUGGAGCUUUCCUCGCCGGUUACCUCUAUUACAUGGGUGCAAAGAAAUACGCCGAAUUGGCUGCUUGGGAAAUCCAGAAAAAAGCGAAAUGGUCACUUGCAACCAUGUGUUGUACAAUGAUUUGGGGUCCACCCAUCCAACCUCUUUCUUCAUUGAGUAAAGGUGGUAUGUCAACAGAAUUCAUGUAUAUGAUUCUCGGAGGUAAAGAAGCUCCCAUCAUGGACACACUUUUCCCUUACUAUGUCGACGUCAGAGAUGCCGCUGAAGCUCAUUAUCAAGCAAUCAUGAAACAAUCUCAAGGUCGAUUCAUCCUUGCCGCAUCACCAUUCUCAUAUCAGCAAAUCGCUGAUGAUGUGAGGGAAUGGUACCCUGAGGAAAGCCAUAGAAUCCCUAUUGGACAUCCGGGAGAAUACGAAUUUGAGGAACCUGGCGUGUACAAAUUGAGUAAUGAGAAGAGCAAAACGGAGUUGGGAUUGGAAUAUCGCCCUUGGGAAGAAACUAUCAAAGAUACGUUCGACCGAUUAUUGGUAUUGGAGAAACAAGGAUUGAAUUGA